Acanthoscelides obtectus is the source of this 1937-nucleotide messenger RNA. The record is from the annotation of a GenBank genome assembly. NCBI's taxonomy places the organism in Eukaryota, Metazoa, Arthropoda, Insecta, Coleoptera, Chrysomelidae.
AUUCGUUCACCGUUGCUGUCACAACUGGGCCGACUCAAUAUAACAGGAAAAAUAUUGUUUUAUCAAGGAGAAUAAGUCUAUAAAUAAGAGAGGGGCAUCUAUGGCGGCUGCAGUUGCUGCUGAAAAGUGAGAGUGUUACGUUUGAAUUCGGUGGACGACGCGAUUGAGUAUGGAGACCUUUAGAAUCACGAUUUUAGCCUUGACAUGGCUGAUGCACGCUUCAGUGACAACAGCCAAGACAAGCGCCGUGGUCUCGACAGCGUCGGACUCCAAACUGCACUACACCAACAAACUGCAUUCAGUUUCCUCCACACCAAAGACAACAGACUUUGACUUUGAAUCCAUCAAGUUCUUGCAAGACCAGAAACCCUACAAUCCUUCAGCGUAUUCACAAUACUUGAAACCAGUGUCUCAACCGGUCCAUCAGCAGCAGCAGGUGUAUCAACAUGUGGUUCCUGCAAAAGGUCAACUGCAACAAGUUCAGUUGCAUCCCCAAGCUCAACAACAGCUAAUACAGAUGAUCCAGAAAGCAUUAAGCCUGAGCCAACAACAUCAACAACCCACAGCCAUGAUAGUGAUCGCUCAACCAGGGUUCCUGACUACAGGACCUACUACUUCCGUGAGCAGUGCUCCUGUCACUCCAAACUCCAUUUACAGCGCUAGCGCUGCGGUCAAUACUCCAGUCGUAACAUCUCCACAGACUCAGCCUGUUUAUUAUUCUUCUAGCGCGCAAUUGAGAUCACAUCAACACCGAGUACCCCAAAACGAACCAUUCCUCCCCAUCACAGCACCACCACGUCACCCAUCAUACCAAGCACAACCUGUGGAGGAAACCCCCCAACAAAAGCACCCGGAGCAGCCCAACUACGUCGAGUACUACCCAAACCAUCCCGAGACACAGCAGCAGCCACAAACACAGCGAAAGACUCCUGCUCAGCAAUCUGAACAGUUGAGCCAUAUAGCUCAAACUGCUGCUCAGCAAUAUGGAUUGCAACUAGGAGCUGGACAUCAGUCUGGGGCUACGCCUGUGGAGUCCCUGCCACCGAUUAUUACUGGGUUGGAGAAUUUUUCUCCGGAACAGCAAGAAAAGAUCAGGGCCCAACUGAGUGAGCACUUCGGUCCACUACAGCCCCUUGCCGGCAGCAGUGCUCUUCAAACUUCAACGAGAGGCAACCCAGCGAAUUUUAAAUACACCUCCUCCAAGUACCAACCGAAAUCAGUCAACACGGAUUAUGAGAGCAGUCAAGAAGUUAAGGGAAAAAUGUGAUCAACAUUUUAAGCAUUUUAUUUAAAAAAUUAAAUAGCAUAUGAGGCCAGUUGUAGACUGAUGUUAAAUACGAAAAAAUCUUAUAUUUGUUUACGCAAAUAACUUAUAGUGCGUUUGAAAUGUAUGAUGCACAAGCUGUUUUACAAUAAAUAACUUGGGCACAUGUCUACAAAAGUGGUUUUAUAAGCUUUUUGGAGUCGUUUGGAGUUAUUUUGAAAAUGAAUCUCUCAUCAAGCUGCCAGUUACUGUAAAAUUCCGAUGCCGAUUACUGUUCUGAUGAAUGAAUGAAAAAUGAUAGUAAGUCCCUUCUAAUGUUUGUAUUUUUUUAUUGCAGUAGGACGAUAUAAUUAUUGUAAGGCACAAUAUUUCGAAAGUGUUUUGUGAUAAGAAGUUUGGUUACACUGUCUAGUAAGCUGUAUUUGUCGUUUAAAGCAGGACUUGAAAUAUUCAUUAAUGUAAAUAUUUAUUCUGUCUCGGUAUGAGAAUGCUUAGUAUUUUUAUAAGUAUCUUGUAGAAAGGAAGGUAUAUUUUGAUAUUUGAAUGUUAUUGUUCCUUGUUUUCAAUACAUUUUUUAAAAUGAAUCUAUUGUGGUUUCAUUUUCAUUUUGGCGACAACUCGGCACAUGAGGGAAAUACAUGUAUCUUCUAAACUCAAUUUUCUAAAGUUCCGC